Echinostoma caproni is the source of this 555-nucleotide messenger RNA. Lineage: Eukaryota; Metazoa; Platyhelminthes; Trematoda; Plagiorchiida; Echinostomatidae. The record is from the annotation of a GenBank genome assembly.
AUGGAGCCGAAUGAAUCCCCAAUUGUGUCCCCACGCCUGUCCGCACGCAGCGCUACCGCUUCGCGUCAAUCAACGCUUCAGGAAAGCCGAUCUGCUUCCCCUUCGGAAAUGGCACAUGUUCUAUGCACUCCAAAUUUUGUGCGUAAACCCAAAUGGUGGGGUACACAAGGUAAUAUCGACUAUGAUCCGUUCUGUGAGGCGAAAGCUGCGGCCAUUCAAUUCAUACUGUUUGUCAGAGAUGACGUGGAGAUAGAAGAACGCGCAGCAAUUAGGCUUAGAAGUCAACCGAAGAAACGUCGGGAUAUCUUUCGCCGUGUCACACGACGUUUCUCUGCCCUAUCACCAAUUGAUCCGGAUUUGCAACAAUAUGCUCGCGCCGUUGAGUUACAAACGUUCCGACGUGGUCUAUUGAAUACAUUUGAAUUUUUAGCCGAAAAUUCAAAGGGUGGACCGAAAUUCAAUUUACCAAGAGAGACCCAAGUACAAGCUCGGAGCUCCGAGAGUGUAUCUCUGGGUUCUGACGAGUCUCUCAACCGCUUCAAUGGCCAGUUUUGA